GUGACCAUCUUCCGACAUACGAGAGAGACAGAGUAACAGGUUUCUUUCAAGUUCUAAGUGAAAAGAUUCAUUUGACUAAAACACAAACCCUAGAUCCAAGGUACCCAUUAGUUUGAUCCAACUUCCAAUUCAUUACAAUUUUCAAAACCCCUUUUAGUUUAACAAUUUACACUGUAUAAGAAGCAUAAAGUCUGCAUCUUGUGUGUGUUUGGUGUCUGUAUUCUUCUUCUUAACCUAUUAUCUUCAUAGGUUGUUUUGCUAAUACGAACACUUAAGGUACAAUUCUUGUUCUUUUAUUUUGUCGGUGACACUUACUAGUUGAAGUGAUUCAAGAUUCAUGUAACAUUUGGUUUAGAAUGUGAUUUACGCAAUGAAGAAGUGGACUGGAGGUGUAUUAAUCAUAGGGCUUACUUGUGUUUUGCUUUUUAGCUAUAGCUUUAUACAACAAAAACAACCACAAAAGCAAUCUGCAUAUCAAUUCUUUCAUCCCGAUGACGACAAAAUCGCCAAUUUUAGUAAACCCGUAGGAGAAAAGUUAGAAACUUUAACUAUUAAACCGCACCUAGUUGAUGUCGAUGGACUCGAUUACCUGUUUAACUCGACUCACACGCUUAAACGAGAGGAAUUAAAGCCAUUGUUGGCGUGGGGGCAAAUGCGUCUUUUACUGUCGAGAUCCGAUUCUCUGCCCGAAACAGCUCAAGGAAUUAAGGAAGCUGCUGCGGCAUGGAAAGUGCUAAAAUCUGAAAUUGAUGAAACGCGAGUGUCUAAAUUCGAUCAUAGUACAAUGGAUAAGAAUUGUAGUUUUUCGGUUAGUGCCGUGAAUGGUAGUAGUUUGGUUGCUAGCAAUGAUACGGUUAUUCUUGCGAUACCUUGCGGGCUUAUUGUGGAUUCUUCGGUUACGCUUAUUGCUAUCCCUGAUGGGAAUCAAGAUGGGUUUCAAAUAGAGUUUGUGGGGUCACAAGGCAAAGAUGAGACGGACCCACCUGUCGUUUUGCAUUACAAUGUGGUUUUACCGGGAGAUAACUUCACAAAGGAGCCGGUUAUUGUUCAAAAUACGUGGACGUAUGAGUCUGGAUGGGGCAAAGAGGAAAGAUGCCCCAAUCACGGGUCUUCAAACAAUGUAAAAGUUGACGGGCUUGUAAAAUGCAACGAGCAACUUACUAGAACCUCAACGGAAGAAAAAUCGAACGUUUCAGAUCAUAAUCACAUGGGUUCAAACUUUCCAUUUUCGGAUGGAAGUUUGUUCGCUGCAACAAUUUGGGCAGGUAAAGAGGGAUUUUAUGCAACCAUAAAUGGAAGGCAUGAAACAUCUUUCGCGUAUAGAGAGAAACUUGAACCAUGGUUGGUGAGCGGGGUGAGAGUGAAAGGCGGCUUGCGUAUCAUAUCCACAUUAGCUACAGGCUUGCCAGUGUCGGAAGACAUUGACAUGGUUAUGAAUGUUGAAUCCCUCAAAGCUCCAUUGAUACCUAAACAAAGCAAGAGGCUCUUACUACUCAUCGGGGUUUUCUCUUCUGGAAAUAAUUUUAAGCGCCGUAUGGCUUUGAGGAGAUCUUGGAUGCAAUAUGAUGCCGUUCGUUCCGGGGUGGUUGCUGUCCGUUUUUUUAUUGGUCUUCACAAGAACAAGCAAGUUAACUAUGAGUUGUGGAAAGAAGCCCAAGCUUAUGAAGAUGUUCAGUUGAUGCCUUUUGUAGAUUACUAUAGUCUACUAACUUUGAAGACCAUUGCAAUAUGCAUUAUGGGGACGAAGAUCUUGCCUGCAAAAUACAUAAUGAAAACCGACGAUGAUGCUUUUGUGAGAGUGGAUGAAAUCCUUGCUAGCCUCAAGACCAAGAAUCCCGACGGGCUCUUGUACGGUCAAGUAUCCCUCGACUCUAAACCACAACGGGACAAAGACAACAAAUGGUAUAUUAGUACAGAGGAAUGGCCAGAAGAUUCAUACCCACCAUGGGCACACGGUCCAGGUUACGUGAUUUCCCGAGAUAUCGCGAAGUUUAUUGUCCAAGGUCAUCAACAAAGAAAUUUGAAGCUUUUCAAACUAGAAGAUGUUGCUGUGGGGAUUUGGAUCCAACAGUUCAAGAAACAGAUUCGUGAAGUUCAAUACGUAAACGAUGAGAGGUUUCACAACUCCGGGUGUGAGCCAAAUUACAUACUUGCCCAUUACCAGAAUCCGAGAAUGGUUUUGUGUUUGUGGGAAAAGUUGCAGAAAGAACAUAAGCCUGAUUGCUGUGAUUGAGAUUUUUGUUACAUCUUUCACACAUUCAUCAAUUUUUAGUGUUUUUUAUUAUUGCAUUCUAUGCUAUGCAACAUGUUAUGAGUUGGGUGUGUUUUUAUAAGCUUGUUUAAGUUUUGACCCGGUCGAUUGAUUCAAGACGGAUGGGUUUAACAA
Molecule: messenger RNA, 2386 nt
Organism: Helianthus annuus (common sunflower)
Lineage: Eukaryota; Viridiplantae; Streptophyta; Magnoliopsida; Asterales; Asteraceae
Product: hydroxyproline O-galactosyltransferase GALT3
Exons: 7
Coding region: 371-2233 (620 amino acids)
Cellular component (GO): Golgi membrane
Molecular function (GO): carbohydrate binding; galactosyltransferase activity
Source: RefSeq, a predicted model, not a curated record